Molecule: messenger RNA, 10287 nt
Organism: Scleropages formosus (Asian bonytongue)
Lineage: Eukaryota; Metazoa; Chordata; Actinopteri; Osteoglossiformes; Osteoglossidae
Product: A-kinase anchor protein 13-like
Exons: 39
Coding region: 335-8362 (2675 amino acids)
Biological process (GO): positive regulation of canonical NF-kappaB signal transduction; regulation of Rho protein signal transduction; adrenergic receptor signaling pathway
Cellular component (GO): actin cytoskeleton; membrane
Molecular function (GO): guanyl-nucleotide exchange factor activity; MAP kinase scaffold activity
Source: RefSeq, a predicted model, not a curated record
UUGUGGAGUGUGUCAAGCGGACACUUUUCCUCGCGCGUGUGUCAGUAGUUACCGAGAAAUAACGUUGCGCGGAAUUAAUGCGCCCGUCAAGAAAUUGUCCGGGCUGAUCGCUGUGAUCGAGAUCCAGACAAUAGGGAGCUGGCUUUGCGUGUGAAAAAGUUGACUCGUCCUUGCGAAGCAGCAGGAAGACGGAGUGCAGUGCAGUGCAGUACAGCGCAGCGCUAUGCGUGGUGAAAGGGGUCGCGCGCUGUGCUGAGAGGUUGAAUGUAGCAGUAAAGGGAAACUCAAGGAAGGCUGUAAGAGGACUCUGCAGUCUGGUUUGGUUUCCAGUGUCAUGAGACUUAAUCCACAGCAAGCUCCAUUGUAUGGCAAGGGUCUCCUAACUGUACAGCUGUGUGAUGGAGAACUGUACUUGGAUGAAGGUGAUGUGGAGUUCUACCUGCUCUUCACGGGCUCUACCCAGAGGCACCUGGCCACCACACUGAAGAGCAGCCAUGCUACCCUGCAGACGAUUUGCCCCUCCCACAACUGCUGCGAGUCCGUCCAGGUGACCCUCUAUGCAUGGUGGCCAGGUCGACCCAUGGAACACGUGGCUGAAGGCCACCUCUGCUUUGUGCAGGAUCUGGCCUAUGACAUGGCACAGUUCCUGGUGGGUGCUACAGGGCAGCCUGAUGGCCUGGAGGGGUUGUUACAGCUCGACGAAUGCCAGGUUGCAUCAUGUGAGCGUGAGCAGCUGGACUACAGCCUGGCGCUGGCCCUCCAACACUUAGCCCUGCCCAAGGGUUGGAAUGUACUCAGCCUCAGCCUGGACAGUGAACCCAUCCCCCAGGAGACCCUCUUGCACUUUGCGGCCCGUCGUGGCCUCCCAAGGGUGGCUGCCUUCUUGCUGCAGUGUCCGGGAGGAAGGGAAGCCCUAAAGCUGCCUAACCAGAAGGGCGAAACCCCUUUCGCACUGGCUGAGGCGAGGGGCUACACCCAGCUCCAACAUCUCCUCACUCAGUCGGAGGAGUCGCCGGGACCAGAAAACGAGGCAUCUCUGCUGACCAGCACUGAGGGCCAUGCAGUAUGGCACCACCGCAGGCUCAACACUUACACCCUGACCGUGUCUCUGACUAAGGAGGCCCCUCCUGCCAGCCUGGAGGAUGUAGAUAAACUACGGCGCAUGAUUCACUGCAUCCAAGAACAGGGAAGUCCCUCAUUUCAAGUAGCGUCAGAACUACUGCACACCACUCUCCAGUGCUGUGACAGCCCAAGAGAGCAAGCAGAAGAAAAGGACUUGCUUUACAUAGCACAGCAGGGCUCUGACUCCAGUGUUUCCUUCAACGAAAACGGGCAGCAGGAUGGAGGCAAGAACAUUGUCGGUAAUUGUGUUAGUGUCUCUGAAGGACUCCAACUGCCCUCAGACAAUGGCAUCAGUGAGGGCUGGGUGUGCCCUUGUCAGGACAGCUGUGUAGAGUGCACAAAGCAAGUGGAGAGGGAGCUGGGACCAGCUUUGGUUGGCAUCGUGGACUCUAAAAAUGGGCCAAAUAACAGUGAGUCUCUGCUGGUUUGGGAGGAGGGACUGAGGCCAGCUUCUGGCAAGCUGUCCUGCAGGGGCCAACAGGAGGAAGCUGAUAUCAGCCAAGGCACAAUCAGUGCUACACAGCAAAGUCUGGAGGGGGACAGCAAAGAAAACCAGGAAGUGGCAAGCAAGGCGGAAAGGGCGGAGGAGGUAUGUACUUGUGAUAACUCAGAUGCAGCUCUCGGCGGCAGUAAAGCCACAGAAAACAUGGGCAACUCACAGUAUCAGAAUGACCAGGGGAUAUCAGAUGGUGGAGCAGAGGACCAUACCUCCCAGGAAACUAGACAGAUUGAUCAAAGUAUGACAGAAGUGAAGACCCGCAAACAUGUAUGUGAAGACCCCCUGCAGGAGCCCGAAGGAGAGACGGAGUCUGGUGAGGUGUCGGAGGAAAUGUUUGUCGCGCACCAGUCCUCUGUAUCAUUUCUUGGACUUCAGGGCAGCACUGAAAAUGAGGAAGGAACAGUGGAAUCUGAAUGUUCAAGUGCAGCGGCAGCUGACCCGGGUUCUGCUGAGGCUCAGUGCGAGUCCGAGAAAAGCCACUUUGAACAAAGUCAGGAAACACCUGUGGUGGGUUGUGUAGAAGCUGAGGGGGACAAUGGCAGUGAUGUGAACUGUGAGUGUGAGUCGGGCAACACUGAGAUGGAGAAGCACAGAGAGGCAGCCAGUGGGGAUGAACCCUCUUCUGAUACUGUAACACAACAUUCACAGGGGGACAACGGAGAAGGAGGUGGAGUGAAGAACACUGGAUGUACAGAGGAAAGUUCUUGCGAGUUUGGUUCUCAGGUUUUACUAAACUUUUCCAGUUGUGAGGAGACCCUACUGCAAAUAGAAACUAGUUCAGCUGAUGGGGACCACAAAGAUCUUCAAGUUCCUACUGUUAAUUCUGUAUUGGAGAGCAGUGAACCAUUAACCAUAGUAAAAGACUGUGUAUUCUGCUGUGUGCCAGAGGUAGAGACCAAUAACAUGUCUGGAGAAGACAAAGGAAGCAUCUGUGACAUUACUGAUGUCACUUCAUUUUCCACCAGUGAUGAGAAUUCCUCCCAGACUGAUGCUGUUUCCACUGUUGCAGAAGAGCAAGGAGCCCAUAUCUCAAGUGAUGUAAUGUCUACACAGGAUGUCAGGCCAGAGGAGACAAAUGACAAGAUCUGUCUUGACGAUGCUGCUGAUGUGAAGCCUGAUGAAGUCCAUGGAUGUGCAGUAUUUGAAGACUCCUCUCAGUGUGUCCUGGCAGAGCAAGGAGCAAAAGAUUUGAGUGACGCAACAUCCAUGGAAGAAGUAGGUCCUGGACAGACAGUUGAAGAUGAAGGAAGCAUCUGUGUUGAGGAAUGUACUACAGUAAUGUUAAACAUGCCGCCCAACUUACAUCUUGAAGAGGAUAAGUUUCAUUCUGAGAACGGAUCCAGUGGAAGGAAUGCUUCAGGUGAAGUUAUAUCCAUAGAGGAAGUAGAUUUCCAACAGAUGGUGGAAGACCAACAAAAUGUUUGUGCAGAGGACGCUGCAGAUGUAAAAUUGGAUACAGUUUUGGAACUUCUGGAACUUCCCUUCACCGACAAUUCCAUUCAAUCUUUCAGCAACUUGGGGGUUGGAGAAGAGCAGGUAAUAAACAUUCCUAAUCACUCUGCAUCCACACUGGAAAUAGAUGCCCAGGAAAAGAGAGAGCCUUUAGAAGAAUCUACUUUCUCACCUUCAAAAACUGAGCCGCCUUCAGAAGUGGUCAGUAAAGAACAAGAAGGGAGUGAUUGUGGAGAGGUGCCAAAGGCAUCACCAGCCGCAGAGGCUGACCUGCAGCUGCCUUCCAGUGAGAAAUCAGCCAAAAUUCCUGUGGAAACAUCACAUGUAGAGGACCAUUUGAGCCAACAAGAGCUCUUGGAAGAAAACAAUGGAUCUGAGCUCAGACGUGACGAUCAGGAGAACACACUGCACACAGAUAUCAUUGUUCAGAAGCCAUCCAUGUCUUCAGACUCUCAAAAUGAUGAGGUUCAAGAAAGCCUGGGCUUUCCAGAGAGAACCAAGCUGUAUGUCGAUAACCUGAUUAUCAGAGAAGAGGAGGUUGAUUCUCACUUUAGCCAAGGUAUUGACCCUGAAACUUCAGUAGAUGUGACCUCUGACACUGCAGUGGUGGUCAUGAAUAGUGAAGAGUUGUCUCUGAAGAGUCUACCUGUGGUUCUAGAGGAAAUAAAGGAUCACCCAGUAGAUGGCCCAACAGGACUCAUGACCUCUAAGGCUGUUUCAGAGUAUGUUUCUGAGCAGAAAGACAUUGGAACUGCAGCUGCUGAGUUUGCAACCCCUGAGGCUCCCAGGGACCGUGUUCACUUGGAGCUCCCAACCCAUGCAUUGGAGGAGAAUUCCCUGCAGCCUGCAUCAGCAAGGGAGGGUUGUGAUUCCCUGGGCCCUGGUGUGCUGGGGGGGUUCUCCAGCACUGUGGACAAAGAUAGGGACUUAGUGGUAGGGCUUGAGCUACCACGCAUGCUUGACAUGGUGGAGGAAGUGUCUGAAGAAGGGUCUGAAGACAGUCCAGACAUUAAGACUGAUAAUAUUGAAGCUUCCUGCGGUGGAACUGAUGGGCUGCCAACCAUUCCCAAUUCAGAAAGAGAGGCCCCUACAGCAGGAGUCCAGGCAAUGUCAGCUGUCUUGGGGACACACAAAGGGAACACAAAUGAGAUCCACCGAGAAAAGGACACCUGCUACUCGGCGGACUCUUGUAUAGAUCCCAGCGAUUUGGGGAAGAUUCAGAGAUCAGAAUGUCCUGAGUCCCCAGAGUCUCUCAUCCCCCAGGCUGCAGGCAGCUCUGGAUCUACCGCUCUGCAAGACUCGGGCAGUGAUGCUGACGGCCUCUUCUGCAGUGACCUUGUAGAUGACAGCGUCUUCCAGAAAGCGGAGGGGACACCAGCCGGAGACAGCAUCAGCGAGGCGUCGGCUUCCUGCUCCUCCACAGAUGAUACAGCCAGUACAGGUCCAACCAGCUCAGCACUGGGGUGGUCAGCUGGGGACACCAGCUGGAGCUCUGAGGAGGCACGGCCUGCAGGAGAUCUGGGGGGCGAAGCAGAGGAGGAAGCGAAGGACCGUCUUACAGAGGUGCCCAUACGCUCUGCCAUCCUGCGCUCCUCGGUCCGCUCGCUAUCGCCCUUCCGCCGGCACAGCUGGGAGCCAGGCAGGAACUCGGGGAGAGAGGCACAGAUGAGCCCACGAAGUUCACUUCGGACUCUGGGGGAAGGAAGGCCAGCAUUUCAUAAGAGAAGCAUGAGCUGGUGUCCCUCGGACCACCCCUGUCCCGACGCAGACGAGGUCGGUAGCAGAAGUUACAGCUUGGAAGGCUUGAGCACAGACGGGGAUGCUGAGAAGGAGGCGAUUCCACAGGCUAUGCUUCCUCAGGACUCAUGUACUCUACAUCAGCUCGACAGCAAAGAGAGAGGGUCUUUGGGGUCUCUAACAGAGGAGGAGCAGGAGUCCCACUUGGGUGACUGCAGCAGUCUGGAUAAUCAGAAAUCAACGAGCCACCGGCCCAUGAGGUACAGCAACCAGUCUAUGUCUCUGCCCCUCACCAAGUCUGUGUCCAUGCUAGCCAUUAGCCACAAAGAACUAGAUGGUAUGUGGUCCUCCUCCAAAACACCUGCUCCUCACAGCUAUGGCAUUUCUGAUGAAGACCCUGCACCCUUGAGGGGUUAUAAUGAAAGCAAAAGUGGGACGAAGGUCAGCCGCACAUUUAGCUACCUCAAGAACAAAAUGUGCAAAAAGAACAAGGAUAAGGACAAAGAGAAGGGUAGGGGAAAAGAUCAAGACACCAAGGAAAAGGAGAAGACACUGAACGGGCAUGUUUUCAGCACAGUGAACUCCGCACCGUCUGCCCAGUGCAUCCAGUGCAACAAAGCCAUCGGUGCAAAGGAGGCCUCCUUCUGUACCAACUGCAAUGUACAUGUUCAUAAGGGCUGCAGAGAAAGCCUUCCGGUCUGUGCCAAGGUUAAAAUGAAGCAGCAGAAACCACAGUUUACAGUACCAGAUUCGGCUGCAUUGCCAGUUGUCACUAUGAGGCAGAAAACUACACCAUCACGGGAGCGGCCCCGGUCAGCCAUCCUAGUCACUGAAGAUCCCUCUGCAGGAGUUGGCUUCCGUAGGCCCACCAGUAUUAUACCCUUCCAAAGUAGUAAUCUGUCCAAGAGUGUCUCUAUCAGUAACAUUGCUGGCCCUGUCCUGGAUGACAUGCCUCUGAAUGGACUGAAAUAUCUCUCCCAGUCCACUGAUUCACUGCACAAGGCCAGCAAGGUUCAUGAGUCCACAGAGUCCCUCGUGGAUGAAGGCUUGGAGAUGAUGGAGAGCCAGCUGAUGGAAGAAUUUGAGCCGGAUGCUAAGGAACUGGAGGCUGACUCUUGGAGCUAUACUGUGGGCAAGGACUUUCUUAAGCAGCUGAAGAAGGAUGUCAUUAAGAGACAGGAUGUGAUCUACGAGCUGAUUCAGACAGAGAUGCACCAUGUUCGGACGCUGAAGAUCAUGGCUAAUGUGUAUAGUAAGGGGUUAAAGAAGGAGGUACAGAUGGAGGUGCAGAUGCUGGAGCGACUCUUCCCAAUGCUGGACAGCCUGCUGGAGCUCCACAGCCAAUUCUUUGCUCGCCUCCUGGAAAGGAAGAGACAGUCACAACGUGACAGCCAAGACAGAGGAUUCAUCAUCCGCCAAAUCGGUGACAUCCUCAUCACCCAGUUCUCUGACUCUAAUGCAGAGCGCCUGAAGAAAGUUUACGGCAAGUUCUGCAGCCGCCACAACGAGGCUGUCAGUUUCUACAAGGAACUUCAUGCUAAAGACAAGCGUUUCCAGGCUUUUGUUAAGAAAAAGAUGAGCAGCACAGUUGUGCGAAGACUAAGCAUCCCAGAGUGCAUUCUGCUUGUGACACAGCGGAUUACCAAAUACCCGGUGCUCUUGCAGAGACUGCUGCAACACACCAAAGAAAGCGAAGAGGACCAUAAUGAUGUGGUGCAGGCGCUGCGUCUUGUGAAGGAGGUCAUUGCAGCAGUGGACAGCAAAGUGAACGAGCACGAGAAGAAACAGAGGCUGCGAGAGGUGCAUGGACGCACAGACAGCCGCUCCAUCAUGCGCAUGAAGAGCGGCCAGAUGUUUGCGCGGGAGGACUUGGUGCAUGGCCGGAAGCUUCUCCGCGACGGCCCCCUGCAGCUCAAGACAUCUGCAGGCAGACUAAAGGAUGUCCACGCGCUGCUCCUCUCUGACGUUUUGGUUUUCCUUCAGGAGAAAGACCAAAAAUAUGUAUUUGCUUCACUGGAUCAGCGGUCCACCGUCAUAUCGCUGCAGAAGCUCAUUGUGCGCGAGAUGGCCAAUGAGGAGCGUGGCUUCUUCGUCAUUACAGCAGGGAUCGAGCAGCCCGAGAUGGUGGAGGUGCACGCUAGUUCCAAGGAGGAGCGUAACACCUGGAUGCAGCUUAUCCAGGACGCCAUGCACUCUAUGGCAAAAGAUGAUAAAGAAGUCCAUAGUGAAACUGAAGAAGACAGACGACUAUUGGAGUCCAAGACAAAAGAGAUGAGAGAUUUGCUGCGGAAAAAGGACGAGCAGAUUGCAACACUCCUGGAGGAAAAGGUUAAGCUCUUCCGCGACAUGUGCGAUGUCAGCACGCCUGAUGUCAGCUCCCCUCGAACCGCCUCACUGUUCAGGACCAUUCCAGGCGACAUGCCCAAAGGGGAGCCCAUCAUAAUGGAUGCCCUGAAAAUAAUGGAGACACUUCAGAUGCUGGUGAACGGUGAGAGUCCUGGGUGUGGAGUUGGGCCAGUGUGCCUGCCGAGAAGGUCGGAGACCUUUGGGGGCUUUGACAGCCAUCAAAUGAACACCCACAAGAAUGGGGAGAAGGGCGAGAGUGAAGACUGCUCAGACCUGCGUAGGACUGAAUCGGACAGCGUAUUGAAAAAGGGUGGGGAUGCCAGUCUUCCACUGCAUCUCAAGCGGAACAGUGAGCAGCUGCUUCACAGUGUCACCCAUCUUUACGACCUGCUGAGCACAUUGCAGGUGGUUGUGGUGCAACAGGACAGCCUCAUCGAAGAUCAGCGGCACAUGCUGAGUGAGAAGCCCUCGUCACGGCCCGCUUCCCGGCCCAACUCCCUCGUGGAGCAGGAAAAGCAGCGCAGUCUUGAGAAGCAGCGACAGGAGGCAGCUGAGCUCUACCGGCAGCAGACGGCUCAUGUCGAGGAGCGCCGGCGGCGGGAGCGUGAUUGGGAGGAUCGCGAGCGCCAGCUGGCCGCACGGGAAGCACAGCUCCAGGGCCAGGAGGAGGAGGCCCGACGUCUGGAGCAAGAACUGGAGGAGGCACGCAGGGAGCUACAGGAGGGCAAAGAAGAGUACCAGCGAGACCUAGAGAGGCUGAGGGAUGCACAGAGGAAGCUGGAUAGGGACAGGGAAACAACCAUCCAGGAAGUGGACAGGAUACCUCAAAUGGGACACGCGGAUGAGAAAAGGAAGGACAGAACGCCAUCCAGCACCUCAGAUGACUCUCUAAGGUUUCAGAGCACAAGCUCCCUGGACAGAGACCCUGGCGAGUGCGAGCGCGAGCUGUCCUCCUCCCCUGGGCGGGACUCCCUGAUGCGCAUGGGCUCUAAGCGCAAGGGACGGAGUCUGAACCUCUUCAGCUCCAGCUCAAGUCAUAAAGCACCAGGCAGCGAAGGUCAGAACCUCACCAGACUCCUUCCCUUGGCCAAGACUAAGGAAAAGAAGGACAAGAAGAAGAAGAAGGGCAAAGGCAGUCUCCCACAAUCAGGAGAGUCGCUGCUUUCCCAGGAGCCCCGCACCGAUGGGGAAAUUUUCUUCUGCUGAGCUCCUGCUGCUGCCCUGUGGCCCUGGGAGAGGUUCUCACUGCGCUGAGGGAAAUAAAUCCUCCCCCCUCCAUCUCUGCCUCCCAGCAUAUGUGGACUUUGCAUUUUUCAUAAACUCUGCGACAAGUGCACAUUUUAAUUAAAUGAGAAUUGUUACACAGUUUUCACAGCAGCCGACAAGUUGGAAUAUUUGUCGUUCCGCAUGUGGUUCUGUGUAAAAAUGAGUGACAUUUUACCUCACCAGCACUGGAACUCUUUUUGUUCUCAGAUCAGUAUUUUAAAAUUGAAAGACAAUCAAGGGUGUAAGGAAGCCUUCUAGAUUCUGUUUCCCGCUAACAAUGCUGUCACAGCUUUAUGAGAACUGAGCUGAAGAUUUUGAUAGUCCACACUUGACAGCAUUUUUAGUUUCUUAAAUGGAGUUACUGGUAAUUGUUCUGUUAUUCAAUCAUGACGCUCUUAGUCUCAUUUCUAAAUGUGGACGCGCCUGUCUGUUAUAUUUGGUAACCGUUUCUUCAUUUCCCAGCUAGAACUGCCAAUCUGGUUUAUGUGUCCUUGUUAUUAUAGCUGAGGAAUAACUGUGCUGUGCAGGCCUGUGUGAGAGUAGGUGUCUACUGUAGAGUGGAAGUCAGGGGACAGAAAUGCUCCAACAUCUUGGAUACCCCUAAGCAACCUCAAGAAGCAUAUGUCACAGCGACCCACACUUUGAUAGACAGGUUUACUCGAGCACAAUGCCCCUUAAUUUGCUAUCAAUGAAAGUAGACAAUCAGAUGAUGUAAAUACUGGGAUGCUUUGUACAUAUUCUUUCUGCUAAUACAAUUUAUGGUGCAAUAUUGAAUAUUACCCGAAGGAAGAAUCAGAUUUCCUAAAGAAUUGCAAAUGCUCAAGGAGAGCUGUCUAACGUGAGACGUUGUGUAUUGCUGAGACACCAAAUGAGAAUCUGUAUUUUUCUUGACUGAGUAGAUUGGCAACAGUCUACCUACAUUACAGCUCUAGUGAAUAUUAACCUUUCACAACUUUCAGGCAACUUAACCCAGCACCAAGCUAAAGAUUAAGAAUGAUUUAUAUUCUUUGGGUUUUUCCUCAUUAACUUAGAACAUUGAAAAAAAGCUUUUGCUGGAAAAUGAUAAUGGUAAUUUAUUCUGUUUAUUGCUGGAAUUUUAGCUCCAAGCACGAGUCCUGCUUCUAUUGGUCUUGAUUGAGGUGGUAGGUAUUGUCUGAGCUGGUAUUUGGAAGGGCUCCUGUUUGGUCUUGUCAUUCAGUGUCCCCAAGGAGGUGCUGCCGCAGUUUCCAUAUGGGCAUACAGGCCCUCCCAUCAUCGGGGGGGGUCCUUUUGAUUUUAUGCAAAUAUGGUGAAGUCUAUGACAUCUUUACGUCAAUAUUUGUGACCAUAUUGACCAUAUUUUUUCUAAGAAUUUUAUGAGGCCUUCCUAGUGCACCAAGUAAGACAAAAAUAUAUGGAAAUACAUCCAUUAAACAUUAUGUGGUUUUGUUGUCAACAUGAUUUUGCCUUAAUUAUUGUCAAACUUUCUGACUCUUUCUGGCCCAGCCAGUCUUCUGUAGGUGUAAACAUUUUUGGAUUGUAAAACAAGAAUGAAAAAAUUUGGUUUUCAGAUGUCUAAAAGUGAAUUUAACAGUACUGUUACACAACUUUUUCUUUUUGAUUAGCACAAAAGACCUUGUUGUAGCCUUAUGCUAAAAAAACAAGAUGCACUAGAAUGUAACUGUGCUUCUCUGAGGAACCCAACACAGGUUUCAAAGUAAAGGAUAAUUUGUACUAAAGGUACAGUUUUAUUUUCAUGCUGAAAAGGGGCAAAACAACUAUAAUGUAAAUAUCAGUUGUGUAAAAAUGUAACAUAUAUAGUGAUUUAUUUGAUCUCUUUCUAAUGAAGCUUUAUUUAUCUUGUUCUUCAUUUUGAAGAUGUAAAA